GCCAGUACGCGGUCCUACCUGCUGAAGAAGAGGUCAGUGAGCUGCGCCAAGUUGGGAAGGGACUUACCAGGGAUAUCCUGUUUUCUACUCCGCUGUGGCAGGUGUCAAUGAGCUGUCAAAUGUGUCCAUCACAAAACAUGCUUCCGAGAAACGAAAAAGAAAGCUCCGAAAAAAAAGACAAAGCCCAUCGAGACACCCGACCACCAUUCAUUGUUUGCAGACACUAUGAAUCAAAGAAGAUCAAAGACACAUCUACGACGCGGACAAAGCCGCUUUCAUCCAUCAACAAUCCAAGACCUCCGGCUUUGAUAGAUACCUCAACAGGUAAGCUCAACUCGGACGACUAUUCCGCAGCAUGCACGAAAGUCGCAACAUGCAAGAAACAUAGUCGCAACAUGCACAAAGUCAUACUUGCAUACCAGGUACUGUGACAACAAGAAAUCACAAA
Molecule: messenger RNA, 448 nt
Organism: Sphaerulina musiva SO2202
Lineage: Eukaryota; Fungi; Ascomycota; Dothideomycetes; Mycosphaerellales; Mycosphaerellaceae
Exons: 2
Coding region: 138-431 (97 amino acids)
Source: RefSeq, a predicted model, not a curated record